Messenger RNA from Saccostrea cuccullata (small rock oyster), 2624 nucleotides. Its product is annotated as pre-mRNA-splicing factor CWC22 homolog. The coding region runs from base 9 to 2624 and encodes 871 amino acids. Lineage: Eukaryota; Metazoa; Mollusca; Bivalvia; Ostreida; Ostreidae. The transcript is spliced from 16 exons. Gene Ontology annotation, molecular function: RNA binding; protein binding. Gene Ontology annotation, biological process: mRNA splicing, via spliceosome. Gene Ontology annotation, cellular component: catalytic step 2 spliceosome. The record is from RefSeq and is a predicted model, not a curated record.
UCACCUUCAUGACAUUUGAAAUGCCAAGACGUGAGGAUUCGGACAAGAGAAAGAGGAAAAAGUCUGAGAGCAGCUCAAGUAGUUCCUCAGAUUCCUCAGAUUCAGAUAGUGACUCGAGCUCCUCCUCCAGUAGCAGCUCCUCAGAGGAUAGAGAGGACAAAGAUCAACAAAGAAGGUCAAGGUCAGGAGAGGAAAAAAGAAGGCAUUCAUCCCACUCUGAUGAUAACAGGUCAGAUUCUUCGUCUCGUAAACAAAGAGGCAGGCAUAUUGAAGUAGUGAAAAGAAGUAGAAGUCCACGAGAUGAGAGGUCUAGAUCACAUUCCAGUUCUAGAUUGUCCAGGCGAUCCAAGUCUCCUUCUGUAAGAGGAAGACCAUCUCCUGCAGGGUCAAGGUCAAGCUCCAGAAGUGGCCAGAAAGUAUCAUCACGGCAUUCUUCAUCUCAACGUUCCAUUUCUUCACCUUCAUCCAGACGUGAAAAGGAUCAUUUGCAAUCCCUUAGCCAAGUUUCAGAUGAAGUAAGAAGAUCAUCUUCUAGGAGUUCACAGAUUGACAGAAGAGAUACAGAAAAGCAGACCAGAUCUCCCACCACUAGCCCUCCACCUCAAAAACAUGACGGCGAGGAAAAUCAGAAAAAGACACCACCAUCAAGCCCUCACAGAGAAGGUGAAGAUCGAGAGGGGCGAUCUCCGGACUCUAGUCCUCCUCAGAGAAGUGAGAAAAUUAGACCUAUAGAUGCAUCACCAGAGGUACCUCCAUCUGAUAAAAAAUCUCGAAGACAUUCUUCUAACUCUUCCUCUCCGAGUCACACUCCUCCGCGCGACGACAGAUAUGACAUGUCUAAAUACGAAGAAGAAAGCGGGGCAUCAGAGUCGGAGGAUGAGAAAAAGGGUCGUAAAAAGAAACACGACAUGCGGAACUUUGAGAGUGAGCCUGAGAGUGGAGAAUGCACAGAUUCUGAAGAUGAAAGGAGACUCAAAAGUUCAAUUAAGACAGACAGUAUUCCAUCUCACGUCACACUUGGCAAAACACUGAUACAGUUGUGCUAUAGGAAAAUGGAAGAGGAGGAUGGGAGUCGUAGGAGAGGUGAAGGUCGACGAGGGUAUUCCCCCAACCGCCGGCGAGACGAUAGAGAUGGCAGAAGACGUAGAUAUAGUCCGGGGGGAAAUAGAAGAAACGAUCGAUUCCGAGAUGAUAGACCUAGGGAUCGCAGGAGAUCACGUGAUAGGAGAAAUGAUAGAGAUCAUAAUUCAUUGGAAAGAAGAAAAGAUGAUGACCGUCGCAGAUCCCCAACUCAAAAUGGAAGUAAAACAGAUGGCGAUAAAGACAAAGCCACUGAAGAAAACCAGAAAGAAGGAGAGAAAGCUGAGAAUGCGGCGAAGAAGUCCAAGGAGGCAGAAGUGUUGUCGCUGACCACCAGGACUGGAGGGGCAUACAUUCCCCCCGCUCGACUGAGGGCCAUGCAGGCCAGCAUCACUGAUAAGUCAAGUGAACCUUUUCAGAGGAUUGCAUGGGAAGCUUUGAAGAAAAGUAUCAAUGGUUUGAUCAACAAAGUCAACGUGUCAAACCUCCAUUUUGUUGUCCAGGAAUUGUUCCAAGAGAACAUAGUCAGAGGAAGAGGUUUGGUGGCCCGUUCAGUAAUUCAGGCCCAAUCUGCUUCUCCCACAUUUACACACGUGUACGCCGCCCUGGUGUCAGUUAUCAACACCAAGUUUCCACAAAUAGGGGAGUUGAUCCUGCGACGUCUUGUGAUUCAGUUCCGUCGUGGAUUUAAGAGAAAUGAUAAGAAUCUUUGUCUGUCAUCCACCCGAUUCAUUGCUCAUCUGGUCAACCAACAAGUGGCCCAUGAGGUGCUGGCAUUAGAAAUCCUGACCCUUUUACUGGAGACCCCAUCGGAUGACUCAGUGGAGGUGGCUGUCGGGUUCCUGAAGGAGUGUGGACAAAAACUGACCGAAGUCACCCCUCGCGGAAUCACAGCAAUAUUUGAGAGGCUGAGGAAUGUCUUACAUGAGGGUCAGAUUGAUGUGAGGGUGCAGUACAUGAUAGAGGUCAUGUUUGCCAUCCGUAAAGACGGCUUCAAGGACCACCAGUCAGUUAUAGAGGAACUAGAUCUCAUCUCGGAGGAGGACCAGUUUACUCACCUCCUGACGUUAGAAGACGAAGGAACAGCUGAGGAAAUCCUAAAUGUAUUCAAGUUUGAUCCUGAGUAUGAAGCAAAUGAGGAAAAAUACAAAGAACUGAAAAAAGAGAUCCUGGAUGAGGGCAGCUCUGAUGAGGAGUCGGGGAGUGGAUCCGGGUCUGAAAGUGACAGUGAUGAAGAAGAGGGGGAAGGUGAAGAAGGAGAGAAACAGACAAUAAUUGACCAGACAGAAACUAAUCUGAUUGCCCUCAGGAGAACAAUCUAUUUAACCAUCCAGAGUGCCUUAGACUUUGAGGAAUGUGCUCACAAACUUCUAAGAAUGGAACUCAAACCUGGACAAGAGGUUGAGUUAUGUAACAUGAUUCUUGAUUGCUGUGCACAGCAACGUACUUAUGAGAAGUUUUUUGGAUUGCUAGCUCAGAAUUCUUCGUCAGUUUCGUUCGGGACAGAGAAAGAGAGAGGAGAGAGAGGGGGUGGAAGCUUUUAA